AUGAAGUUCUCUCUCUUUCUCGCCGCUGUCUCAGCCGGCAUCAUCUCCGCCGCCCCCGGCGCCAAGCUAACUCAGCGCAACUACUCUCCUUUGGUCCCUCGCUCUGAACGCCGGGCCAGAUACAGUUCUUCCCCCAACCAGCGCCUUGACGUCUUCUCCCUCGACUCAGUCACCACUGAUAAGAACGUCCAGUACUCGUCCAACUGGGCCGGCGCCGUCAAGAUUGGCACCGGCUACAACCAAGUAACCGGAACCAUCAUCGUUCCGGACGUCAGCGGUGCUCGCGGAUCUGCCGCCUCCGCCUGGGUCGGCAUCGACGGCGACACUUGCCAGACGGCCAUCCUGCAGACGGGCAUUUCCUUCUAUGCCGACGGCACGUUCGACGCCUGGUACGAGUGGAUCCCAGACUACGCCUACAACUUCAACAACUUUGACGUCAGCGUCGGCGACAAGAUCCGCAUCAGCGUUGACGCGUCGUCCAAGACCAAGGGCGUCGCCACGCUGGAGAACCUGACGAGUGGUCAAAAGGUCACGCACACCUUCACCAACCCGCCGUCUUCCCUCUGCGAGACGAAUGCCGAAUGGAUCGUCGAGGCGUUCCAGGAGAACGGCAGCCAGGUUACGUUGGCCGACUUCGGCACCGUUACUUUCACCGAUGCUUCGGCCUCUGGUUCCUCUGGCAAAACUACUCCCGCUGGUGCCGACAUUAUUGAUAUCUUGCCCAACCGCGGCUCUACCGUCCUUGCUCAGGCCUCUGUUAGCGGCAGCUCCGUUACCGUCAAGUACGUAGGUUAA
Molecule: messenger RNA, 795 nt
Organism: Colletotrichum truncatum
Lineage: Eukaryota; Fungi; Ascomycota; Sordariomycetes; Glomerellales; Glomerellaceae
Product: acid proteinase
Biological process (GO): proteolysis
Molecular function (GO): glutamic-type endopeptidase activity
Source: RefSeq, a predicted model, not a curated record